GAGACCGGAAGCGGGAGGAAGGGAGACUUGAGUUUGGGAGACGGAGAUUGCAGAGAUGGAGCUGAGCGAGCUACUCUACAAUAAGUCCGAGUACAUCGAGACGGCGUCUGGAAACAAAGUUAGUCGCCAAUCAGUUCUGUGUGGAAGCCAAAAUAUUGUCCUAAAUGGAAAGACAAUCAUAAUGAAUGACUGUAUUAUUCGAGGAGAUCUGGCAAAUGUAAGGAUUGGGCGCCACUGUGUUGUGAAAAGCCGUAGUGUCAUAAGACCACCAUUUAAGAAAUUCAGCAAAGGAGUUGCAUUUUUUCCUCUACACAUUGGUGACCAUGUCUUUAUUGAAGAGGAUUGUGUGGUCAAUGCAGCCCAGAUUGGUUCCUAUGUCCACAUAGGCAAGAACUGUGUAAUUGGUCGACGCUGUGUAUUGAAAGACUGUUGCAAAAUUCUAGACAAUACAGUAUUACCUCCUGAAACUGUAGUUCCACCAUUUACCGUCUUCUCAGGCUGUCCAGGACUCUUCUCUGGGGAGCUCCCAGAAUGUACCCAGGAGCUGAUGAUUGAUGUCACCAAGAGCUACUACCAGAAGUUUUUGCCACUGACACAGCCGAUGAAAUGGUGGAAAAGCUUCAGUAAAUGACCAGGUUAAUUCAUCACUUUCAAGCUGUCGGUCACUUCAGUAUAUAUGUGGCCCCAGCCAGGGUAUAAAAACAAGUCACCAAUGAAGACAUCAAAAAGCAAUCUUCUUUAAAUUAAAUUUAUAUUAACCAUUCUAACCUUUAAGUACCAGCCUACCUGGUUCUCAUGAAAGUUUCUGACUCCACAGUUUUCAUCACUUGCCCAGAUUGAGAGAUUAAAGAAUUGUCAACAUUGCCUAAUGGGGGUUGUAGUUUGGAGGGAUAUCAGGGAGGAGGUAUUUUGCCUGCUUGCUGCUGCCUCAGAAAUAUUGGGAUUCAUAUAACUUAAUCUCUAAAGCUAUUUUGGAGUUGGUAAGGUCCUUGGUGAAACACUACUGGGGAAAAAUUGCAAUUAGGUUGGUCUGUGUAGGAAACUAAUUUUCCAUUUUGAAAACAAUAAAUCAUCACUAUUGUA
Molecule: messenger RNA, 1083 nt
Organism: Antechinus flavipes (yellow-footed antechinus)
Lineage: Eukaryota; Metazoa; Chordata; Mammalia; Dasyuromorphia; Dasyuridae
Gene: DCTN5
Product: dynactin subunit 5
Exons: 8
Coding region: 56-631 (191 amino acids)
Source: RefSeq, a predicted model, not a curated record